Trypanosoma conorhini is the source of this 903-nucleotide messenger RNA. RefSeq lists its product as uncharacterized. Lineage: Eukaryota; Euglenozoa; Kinetoplastea; Trypanosomatida; Trypanosomatidae. The record is from RefSeq and is a predicted model, not a curated record. The transcript has a single exon. Gene Ontology annotation, molecular function: protein binding. The coding region runs from base 1 to 903 and encodes 300 amino acids.
AUGCGCGUUGCCGCGGUGCUGCGGCGCGGCAGGGUGGACAUGGAGCCGUGGAUGGGCGUCAGCUGCUACCCCGUGUCGCCCAGCUUCGUGGGCGGCGUCCCGUCCGUCAAGCCGGCGUACGAUCACUACAAGAUGAUCCGACCGCAGCGACCACUUCGGGCGAUUGGCAUCACGGGCUCGCUUCCACCGGUGCUGCACAACCGCAUGGAACAGUUGGUGCAGCUCGAGAACGCCAUUGCGCUGCAACGCGUGGAGCGACAGGUGGAGAUGACGCUUUCGCAGCUUUCUCUCGGGAUCCGCAACGCGGAGGAUUUCUUGGAGAAGCAUCUGCUUCACGCCACGGUUCGUCCCGCGCUGCACACACUGUGGUUUCACGAAGGGGGCCUUCGGUACCACCAACAUGUUCUCUCCACACUUGGCGCACACCAUCUCGUUCCACUGUUUAGUCUCUUGGCCUACGACGUGGAGUGCGGCAAGAUGUCGCUCUACGAGGCAGUAGAGCUUUACGAGGAACUGAUGGACUGCUCCGUCGCCCAGCCCAAGGUCGUGCAGAGGGAGCUGACAAAUCAGAUGGUGCGCUGCUACUGCUUGAAUGACGAGUACGAGAGGGCGUUAGAUGUGGUGCUGGAGAUGAAGGCGAAAAAGAUUCGUAGGACCUUUGUGACGUACGCCCCGCUCUUUCGCAUGAUCCGCGCCAGCGAGGAUGCCGAGAGGCAGCUGGCACUUCUGAAGUUUAUGUACGACGUGGAGGGUGGGCGGCUGCUGAAGUUCUUGUACAUUGAUGUCCCUCGGAUGUUCUACAUGUUUGGUGUUUUUAUCCGCUACAAUUGGGCGCUCAUCAACUGCAUCUUCGCCGUUGUCUGCACCAUUGCCGUCCUCUACGUGGCGAAUUUCGGGCUGUGA